Molecule: messenger RNA, 992 nt
Organism: Scheffersomyces amazonensis
Lineage: Eukaryota; Fungi; Ascomycota; Pichiomycetes; Serinales; Debaryomycetaceae
Exons: 1
Coding region: 290-820 (176 amino acids)
Source: RefSeq, a predicted model, not a curated record
ACUAUCCCUCCUUCUUAAUGAGCCUAAAUGUGAAGUUUUUAAAUGAACUUAAACGGAAAGAAGUAAAGCGGAUUUAAAUAGGAGACUGGGAGACAAGAAAUAGAUGCAAAAUAAAGUUUGAGCUACAGUGGUUAUGCUUAACUUCCUAAAAACACUGCCCACAACUAACAUCCAUAACAUAAUCUUCGUAGAACUAUAAGUAUCCACUUCAAAUUCCGAAUUUUUAAGCUAGAUACAGUAAUAUCUUCCUAAUUCAUAGACUAGUUUUAGUUAUCUCUCUCACAUAACAAUGAGAACCAAAGUAUUAUUACUUAUUAUUCAGUGCUUUAGCUUUACAUUAGUAGUUGCACACCUCAAUUAUGCUGAUUCUAUAAAAGCCAUUGCAAAUAAUCGAAUUCAGCCUAAUGAUGAUAGUCAAGGCACUGUUUGGUUCAACACUACAGGCUAUAGUUUAGAAGAAUACGGUUUUCCUAUGAUUGACGAUUAUGGUAUUCAUACUUAUUCAUCAUUUAAUUAUCUUAAGAAAGUAUUGGGAUUAGCAAACAUCGCUCUUGAAAAUGGAAUACACGGAGAUUACGUAUUUUUACUUUAUAAAUUCCUUUAUGGUGGUCAACAUGAACCUACAUCAAUUAAUCCAUCUUCUGACAUGGUCAAAGAUAUGAUCAAAGAUCUUAACCCAAAAUUUAACAGAAGACACGGAAGUGAUAAAUUGUUAGAGAUACUCAACAAUACAGCCUCUAUUCCUGAAUUGCAAGAUCUUUAUAACCUUGUAGCUGAUGCAACACUUAUACAUGCCUUUGAAGAUUGGGAUAAUGAAUAAUAUCCUUUUUGUUCAUCAAAGGCUAGCGAUCUCUAAUUAACUCUAAUAUCUGAAACAUCAUGUUUUCUUUAUAUGUUUCUUAUAUUAUGAUUUCCUAAAUAAUCUGGAAUAGUCCCAUUUAUAGUUGUAAAUCAAAAAAAUAUAUUUAAUUCUUCUAUAGCAAGUUUAAAUU